AUGGGCAAAGAUCUUUGUUUUGAGAUAGAAAUCUCGCGCCGUUUCCGUCGUGAAAAGCUCCGUUUUUGCAAGGUGCGUUGCUGCCAGCAACUCCCAUUUCCAGAUUUACCAGCAGCCGCCCUCGAAGCGCACAUGAAUUGUCGCCACAACGUCAUCAACGCUAGUCCUAUGGAGAUGGAGCUGCCGGCCACGCCCACGCCUACUGACUCAAGGAUGCACCUCAAUUUCCAGUCACCCACGGCCGACAAGGCACAGCAGUCGCUGCGCAUGCAGGUGGCAGCCCACAACUUCAAGAAGCGCGAGGCUUGCGAUUCGCCAGUGGCCUCGGACGACUCAGCGUCGCCACUUCCCGUAGCUACGUGCAACUUUGCUGCUCUGAGUCGUCACUUUCACCUGCCACUCAAGGUAGCGGCGGAGAAGUUUGGUGUCCGCGCCACUGCCUUCAAGAAACGCUGCCGAGCCAUCGGCAUCCGCCACUGGCCCUACCGUAAAGUACGCAGCCUCAAGCGCUCGCUACUGGAGCUGGAGCAAUGUCAACAUCAGGCCCAGGAUGGCUCGGGCCCACCGCUCUCAGACAAGCAGCUACGUCAGUUCGCAGGCUAUCAAAGCCAACUCAAGCGCCUCUUAUCGCCUGAGACGUACGGCAUUGACCCUUUCGGUCAGAUUCUGCCUGCCCAUUUCUUUCAAGGCGACACCGCGGACGGAAGCAAUACCCCCGACGACCACGACUCGGACGAGGACUCGUGUGGAUCGCAGAGUCCGCGGCCGAGCGUCGGGCGCUUUGUAUACAGGACCAAAGCACGCAAGCACCUCUUCACGGACUCGCCAUCCUCAGCUUCGUCACUGCACCGUGACAAAAUGUUCUUCGGUAACCCCAUGGCUACGAGUGCGGCGGCCGAAUACGGUCGAGCGCAGUUCAAUCAACACAGCCAAGCGUCCAUGGUUCCCACUCAGGUGGGCUUCAUUUUCGACGCCAUGUACGACCCCUUCGGUGAGCUCAGCACCUCCACCAUGGACCCAUUCGGCGAGAAUGACCACCCUUCCUGUGGCUAUUCUCUUGACGCCGUCUCGUACGAUUUCUUCCCAUUGCAACCGUCGCCGACAACAGCCCUGCGGAAAGCAAGUGCCGUGGUUCCGCAGGCUGCAUCAGCUAUUGAUAAUAGCACUUGCAAUUGGGAAGAGCCGUCAUCGAUCGCUUCAAGUGGAGUUGAAUGUCACGAGGACGAUAUCUUUCGCCACAUCUCCCCUGAGUACGGCUGCCUUGUGUAA
Phytophthora infestans T30-4 is the source of this 1269-nucleotide messenger RNA. RefSeq lists its product as uncharacterized. The record is from RefSeq and is a predicted model, not a curated record. The coding region runs from base 1 to 1269 and encodes 422 amino acids. The transcript has a single exon. NCBI's taxonomy places the organism in Eukaryota, Oomycota, Peronosporomycetes, Peronosporales, Peronosporaceae. Gene Ontology annotation, molecular function: DNA-binding transcription factor activity.